CACAUUAAGCUGUCGGACCAAAACAAACCAACUUCCGGUGAAUUUAGUUACAACUGCUUUUAUCCUGGAAAUUAUUAUUAUUUUUAAACAAAUAAGCAAAUGUUUAUUAUUGUGGUUACCAUUUGUACUUUUUGUAGGUUAUCAGGUAUAAAAUGCGUUCAGAUAUGUCUACGUUUUAACAUUUACUAGCAUUUAAGCUAGCUUUGUUGAUCUAAGGCGCAUUAAGUACAUUAACACUGCCAUAAUGCAGAAAUUCUGCACGUGCAGCUGCUACUACACUGAUAACAUCUUCCUGGAGCAGUACAAGCUCCAUGUGCGCUUCCUCUCAGAGCAGCAGUUUAAAACGGACUAUCAGCACAUCCUCCGGUCUCUGGGUUGUGCCACUGACGCCCAGUACAACGCUGUUCUUGAAAAAAUCCACGCUGAAGUCGAGAGGCGCCGGAAUCUCGCGGCACAAUCAGCAGAGAGAAAAUCGAUCAUCAAGGAGACUUACAAACCCCUCCAUCAGCACGUCUACCGCUUACAGGAAUCCUUCUUCGCCCCCGAGUUUUUAGAAAUAGUGAAAUACUGUCGUGAAGACGGCGCCAGUGAAGAGGGAGUGCUGGAGCUCAUCACCGCAGAGGCUGCACCCAGGGUGUAUCGUUUCCCAGUGUUCACGCAGGAUUUCUGCAAGGAGCUGGUAGAAGAGCUGGAGCAUUUCGAGCGGUCCGAGGCGCCGAAGGGUCGACCGAACACCAUGAACAACUACGGGAUCCUCCUGAACGAGCUGGGGUUUGACGAGGGUUUGAUGGCUCCGCUCAGAGAGCUGUACCUGAAGCCCCUCAGCUCGCUGCUGUACCCGGACUGCGGAGGGAAAUGGCUGGACAGCCACAAGGCCUUCGCUGUGAAAUACACACUGAAUGAAGACCUGGACCUCAGCUACCACUACGACAACGCCGAGGUCACGCUGAACGUCUCGCUCGGGAAAGACUUCACUGACGGAAACCUGUACUUCGGGGACAUGAGACAGGUGCCCCUGAGUGAGACGGAGUGUGUGGAAGUGGAGCACCGUGUAGCCGAGGCCGUGCUCCACCGCGGCCAGCACAUGCACGGUGCUCUGCCCAUCUCGUCAGGGUGCCGCUGGAACCUGGUGCUGUGGAUGCGAGCGUCACGUCAGAGGAACCGCCUCUGCCCCAUGUGCGACCGAGCGCCACGACUACAGCCUAGUGACGGCUACGGAGACGGAUUCACAGAGGACGAUACCUUGCUGUGCGUUUUAACAUGAAGCUCUUAAUGUUUGAUCACAUUAAAGGAGCAGUUUGUCAUUUCUAGCGCCCAAGAUAAAAGCUGCAAUGAAAACGCAAGCUUUCACCUUCCCACUCAUCCGAAUCCACAGUCUGCUGAAACUAGACAUAUACAGCUCCUUACAUGUUAAGGAAACGGGUUGGAGCUUUAAGCUGGGGACGGAGAUAAUUUCAGGGCCAGAAAAAAAAUGCGUGCAUAAAGCCUGAAAUGACGCAAGUAGUGAGAUGCGCUGCAUGUUUGUCAUCCACUUGAAUGGAUCAUAUCAGAUUAUAUUUUUAAAAAAAAGGUGAAAUCUAGCACCUUUCUUUAGUUUGUCCACAAAACAAGUUAGCUCCUGAUAUCACGUGUUACAGCAGCUCUAAACAGUCAUUUUCCUCACUUAAUUACUGCUUUAACUCUUAAUCAUGCGAAUCGGUUUUAUCCAACGUAUUAUUGAAAUAAUAUGAUGAUUACAGGUCUUGAAACACUUUUUUAAAAAAAAAUACAAACUGCACCUUUAAAGCCCAGUAAGUCAAAACGUAUGAGCCUGAGCUGGAUGCCAUAACGAUUCAAUGUGCCUUUAUGUAAACUGCUUGACAUGUCACACGAUUUUAACGUGGCAGCGUGAACCCUUUGAGCAACCGAAUGACCAGACGUUCACACGUUCACAGACGAUGAUCACUGAGACGUUAAGAGACUCUCGGCUCUUAAAUAUGCGUCUUUAUACGAUCCAUAUCGAUUUUGACAUCUUAUAUGCGACCACAAUCAUAAUAUUCUGUAUGUUUUUUGAAAGAAAAAAAAAAAAAAACAUCAGACAUUUCUUUUGGUCUUCAACAUGUAUGUACCGUGAAUGUGAUCACAAGAGCUGAACUUUAUGGAAUUAAAUCCACACAGUGAAAAAACA
Pangasianodon hypophthalmus (striped catfish) is the source of this 2167-nucleotide messenger RNA. RefSeq names its product 2-oxoglutarate and iron-dependent oxygenase domain containing 2 (gene ogfod2). The record is from RefSeq and is a predicted model, not a curated record. Lineage: Eukaryota; Metazoa; Chordata; Actinopteri; Siluriformes; Pangasiidae. Gene Ontology annotation, molecular function: oxidoreductase activity, acting on paired donors, with incorporation or reduction of molecular oxygen; iron ion binding; L-ascorbic acid binding. The coding region runs from base 245 to 1264 and encodes 339 amino acids. The transcript has 7 exons.